This is a messenger RNA of Guillardia theta CCMP2712, 363 nucleotides long. RefSeq lists its product as hypothetical. The record is from RefSeq and is a predicted model, not a curated record. Gene Ontology annotation, biological process: RNA polymerase II preinitiation complex assembly; DNA-templated transcription initiation. NCBI's taxonomy places the organism in Eukaryota, Cryptophyceae, Pyrenomonadales, Geminigeraceae. The annotation marks the transcript as partial. Gene Ontology annotation, molecular function: RNA polymerase II general transcription initiation factor activity; protein heterodimerization activity; transcription coactivator activity. The transcript has 2 exons. Gene Ontology annotation, cellular component: SAGA complex; transcription factor TFIID complex.
GACAGCGAACGCAUCGUUAACAUCUUGAACUCGAUGGGAGUGAAUGAUUUCGACAACAGGGUUGUACAGAUGCUCAGAGAGAUUUUACACAGAUUCAACGUGGAUGUUUUCAAGGAGGCUGUGUGGGCUGCACAUCAGCGAUUAGGGACGAAGCCCGACGAAGAGAAGACAAAUCCAACAGUGGAGCUUGACGACCUCAAGCUUGCGCUGGAGAUGAAAGUUCAGCACGCGCAGGAAUAUGCUCAGCGACCGGAUGCAGAGAAACUGGAGGAAUGGGCGAAAGCCAAGAACGCAUGUCCUUUGCCCAACAUCCCAAACAGGCCAGGCAUUCCCCUGCCCCAGGAGAGGUUCUGUUUGAACGCU